Molecule: messenger RNA, 453 nt
Organism: Colletotrichum gloeosporioides
Lineage: Eukaryota; Fungi; Ascomycota; Sordariomycetes; Glomerellales; Glomerellaceae
Exons: 2
Coding region: 1-453 (150 amino acids)
Source: RefSeq, a predicted model, not a curated record
AUGCACUUCCCCCAGAUCCUUCUCGGCCUCGUCGCCAGCGUCUCCGCCAUUGACAUCUACCUCCACGUCGGCGGCGGCUGCGGCGGCAACGCCGUCCUGUGCACCAACGUCAACCCCAACACCUGCUGCAGCGGCUCCGGCGUCGACAUCUUCCCCACCGUCGGCUUCCGCGGCAUCCCGACCAACUGGAACCUCGAGUGCAGGGGCCACUCCGGCGGCAACUGCAACAAUCUGAGGGAGGUCCAGCCCGCCCGCAACACCAAUUUCAUCUGCCUCUACUCCGGCGGCUUCUCCGGCGGCGGCUAUGGCUUCGCUGCCCGCAAGCGUGCCGAGGAUGACUCCUGCUCCACCAGCGGCUGCGCCAACCAGGUGAAGCCGGACACCUUGCUCCUGGAGGACGGUGGCAAGUAUGAUAUUGCUGCCUUGGAGGGCGCUCCUCUCACUGAACUGUAA